Molecule: messenger RNA, 1308 nt
Organism: Hemisphaericaspora subhashii
Lineage: Eukaryota; Fungi; Ascomycota; Pichiomycetes; Serinales; Debaryomycetaceae
Gene: FAD3
Product: Fad3p
Exons: 1
Coding region: 1-1308 (435 amino acids)
Biological process (GO): lipid metabolic process
Molecular function (GO): oxidoreductase activity, acting on paired donors, with oxidation of a pair of donors resulting in the reduction of molecular oxygen to two molecules of water
Source: RefSeq, a predicted model, not a curated record
AUGAGUGCUGUAGCAUCUGGUGUCCAAACCAGUAACAAUUUGGACAAUAUUGAAGAACCUACCAUUGUUCAAAAAGGUAACAUUUCUUCAUUUGCAACUACCACUGCUAGAACUAACUUAACCACCAUUGACACUAAUGGUAAAGUCUUCAAGGUUCCAGAUUAUUCCAUCAAAGAUAUCUUAUCUGCUAUUCCAAAGCACUGUUAUGAAAGAUCUUUAAUCAGAUCUUUAGGUUAUGUUGUUAGAGAUAUCACUAUGAUGACUAUUAUUGGUUACACCGCUAAACAAGUCAUUCCAUUAGUAGAAAUUGCUGAUCAUCCUACUUUAAGUACUUACAUUAGAGGUGGUUUAUGGAUGUUCCAAUCUUACUUGAUUGGUUUAUUUGGAUUCGGGUUAUGGAUUUUAGCUCAUGAAUGUGGUCACGGUGCUUUCUCUGACUACCAAAACAUUAACGAUUUCAUUGGUUGGGUGUUACAUUCUUACUUGGUAGUUCCAUAUUUUUCUUGGAAAUUCUCCCAUGCUAAGCACCACAAGGCUACUGGUCACUUGACUAAAGAUAUGGUUUUUGUUCCUUAUACCAAGGAAGAAUACUUGGAAGUAAAGGGUGUUUCAAAAGUCGCUGAAUUAAUGGAAGAAUCUCCAAUCUAUACUUUCUUGGUUUUGGUUUUCCAACAAUUAGGUGGUUUACAAUUAUAUUUAGCCAACAAUGCUACUGGUCAAGUUUAUCCUGGUGUAUCUUGGUAUGCUAGAUCUCAUUACGCUCCAAGCUCCCCUGUCUUUGACAAGAAUCAAUACUGGUACAUUGUUUUAUCCGAUAUUGGUAUUCUUACCACUUUCACUGUUGUUUAUCAAUGGUACAAGACCUUUGGUUUGUUCAACAUGAUGGUUUACUGGUUUGUUCCAUGGUUAUGGGUUAAUCAUUGGUUAGUCUUUGUUACUUUCUUACAACACACUGAUCCAACCAUGCCUCAUUACAGAGCUGAAGAAUGGACCUUUGCCCGUGGUGCUGCUGCUACUAUUGACCGUAACUUUGGAUUUAUUGGUCAACACAUCUUCCAUGACAUUAUUGAAACUCACGUCUUACACCACUAUGUUUCCAGAAUCCCAUUCUAUAAUGCCAGAGAAGCCAGUGCAGCCAUCCAAAAAGUUAUGGGUGAACAUUACAGAUAUGAAGGUGAAAAUAUGUGGGUCUCGUUAUGGAAGUGUGUUAGAAGCUGUCAAUUUGUUGAUGACGAUAAAGAAGAUGCGAAGGGUGUUUUGAUGUUCAGAAACGUUAAUGGAAUUGGUCCAGUCAAACCUAGAGAUUAG